Ruditapes philippinarum (Manila clam) is the source of this 1510-nucleotide messenger RNA. RefSeq names its product alpha-(1,3)-fucosyltransferase C-like. Gene Ontology annotation, molecular function: alpha-(1->3)-fucosyltransferase activity. The transcript has a single exon. Gene Ontology annotation, cellular component: membrane. The record is from RefSeq and is a predicted model, not a curated record. NCBI's taxonomy places the organism in Eukaryota, Metazoa, Mollusca, Bivalvia, Venerida, Veneridae. Bases 160 to 1362 code for a protein of 400 amino acids.
UGGAAAAUAAACAACUGACUAUUGAAAGUAAUUUUCUAAAAUGCUUUAAAAGGGGACAAAAAUUAUCGAUAUCAAAUCGCCAUCUUACAAUUAACAUCAUUGAAACAUAGUGUGUUUUAAAAUCAGGUUAAAACCGUACAUAUCAUCUGUUAAUGAAAAAUGAGGCGUCAUUCGCGAUAUUGUUGUUUUUACUUCAUACUUUUUAGUUUUAACUUUUUUUUGAUAAGAAAGUUUGCAUUAGAACACAAUUUCGGACAUAAUUUCAUGGAUGUGGAUCUUAAUCAAUCUACUUUGAUAAAAAAAGACAUAACUGAACAAAAAUUAAAACGGUUAUAUUUUGAGCAAAAUGUGUUUGAUGUGUCAACUGGAGAUCAACACGAAGCCCAAUCUAAAAAAAUUAUCAUGUUUUACAAUCUACCACAAUAUAUGAACAAUUUUCUUAAGACCAAUCUUUAUUAUAAAAAUUGCGAUUAUAAAAAUUGUAUGUUUACAAAAGAUGCCGAAUACGUCAAUUCUGCAGAUGCGCUUAUAUUUUAUAUUGGUAUACGAAACAAAAGAAUGGGAGUAAAACCACCUUUAACAGAGCAACAAAGAAAUCCUAAUCAAAUUUGGAUUUUUACAUCAAAUGAACCACCAGAACAUUAUUACAAUACAGACUAUUUGCUAUCAUCAUGGAAAAAUACAUUCAAUUGGUCUAUGCUAUAUAGACUAGAUUCAGACAUACCAAAUCCCUACGGUUGUUUAUUGCUUCAGACAUAUGAGAGCAAGCAAAAUUAUGAUUUAAUCUACCAGUCCAAAGAUAAAAAUGCUCUUUGGAUAGUCAGUCAUUGUCAUGUUUCGAGUGAAAGAAGAUUAUACGUGAACGAUAUGAUAAAUUAUGGAUUUGACGUAGAUAUAUAUGGCGGUUGUAGCUCUGACGGCUUAAAGAUAAGCAAAAAUGAACUUGAAUUAUUAAUCCCAAGAUAUAAGUUCUUCCUAGCAUUUGAAAAUUCUAUUUGCAAAGAUUAUAUCUCAGAAAAAUUCUUUCAGAAUUAUAACCACAGUUGGAUUAUUCUUGUAAGAGGGGGUGCAGACUAUCAUAAAUUGCUACCAAAAGAAACGUUUAUUAACACAGCUGACUUUUUAAACGUGUCAAGUCUUGUACAAUACCUUAUUAAAGUAUCCAAUGAUAGAGAGAUAUAUGAGAGUUAUUUAAGAAAGAAAGAUCGUUUUAUAAGUUUACGAUGGCCAAGAAACAGGAAUUGUGAAAUAUGUCGUAGACUUAACAACCUAAAUAGAUUUAAAAAAACAUACGACAAUGUAGGACAAUUUCUUAAUCUUGAGCAAUGUAGACGAGCUGCGGAUCUGAAAUUUAUUAAAUAAUGCAUCAUACAUAAAUAUGUUUGUUAAAUGGAUAUUUAUAAGACACAAGGUAUAACGUAAUUUUUUUAAAGAGGACAUAGCAAUUGAUUGUGUUAAUGAGUGCUGCUUAAUUCUAGAUAUUUGACUUAAUUCUAAGUAUGAACAUUUA